AAAGUUGUUGGUAGACGCGGGUUGCUUACAAAACAUCCGAUCCGAAGCAAUCCAUGGCUUCGAAAACGCGUGCCCCCCGCUUCGUGCCGUGCACGUAGUAGACAUUGCCAGCAAUAUCGAAUGUUCAAAACGGUUCAGUGCUCGGUACGGUUCGACGCAACAUCCCUCUUUGGCCAACACGUGUGCUAGCAAGCAGCCAAAUUCUUUCUUUGAAUUCAUCCUACAAUCCCGUUGUGUGUCGUGUGGCUAGAGUAAGCGAAAACAAUGAGUGCGCGACCUUCGACGGCCUCGUUUGCGCAGCAGCAGGCGACCGACAUGCUGGCAGCGAUCAUCGCCCAACUGCCGGCCGUGCCGAGCGGCGAGCUCGAUGAUGAAGCGGGCGGACCGCGGUCCACCCCUACCGCCAACCACCCGUCGGCCUCGGUCGCCGCCAUCCAGCAGUCGAAGCGGUUGGCCAAGCUGAAGCAGAAGCUCGACCGGCAGAACAACUUUAUGGUGGAGCUGAAGCGCAAGAUUCGCGAAAAGGAGGCGAUGAAACCGAAGGCCGACUGUGAUCGGGAGGAGCUGGCGUUUCUGCGCAAUCGGCUGAAGAAGGAGGCGGAGCUGCAGCACAAGCUGCUGGCGGAUGUGAUUGCGGAACAGCGCCAGGAAGGGGCAAACCAGUGGCAAUCGAUCCCGCUCUGCCCGGACAAGCUGGACGAGUACUGUGCGAAUCCGUGGACGAUCGGGUCGGUGCCGGUCGGUGAGGAUAGGCGCUUUUCGAUCGAUUCCACCCUGUCGGCGCUCAGCUCGUCCGCGGACGAGCAGGUCGGGGGCGAGAUGCCGGGUGGCUGUCCCGAUGCGAAGCUGGUGGAACGGUUCGAGAAGGAGCUGAUGAACCGCGACCGGGUGAUUGAGAUCCUGCAGGGCCGGCUCGAUCGGCUGUCGGCGGAUGUGCACAAGGUGCGGCGCGAUAAUGACACGAUACUGGAUCGGCAUCCGAAGCCGGUCGCCCCGAUCACGCCCCGCUUCUGUGAGACGGACAUGAUGCAGCGGUUGGAGUUUUAUCGAACGAACACGGAAACGCUGGGCCAGAAUUUGGAGGAGAUGGAGAGGGCGCUGCACACCAUCCAGCAGGAGCUGGGCCCGAUGGGCCGGGAGUCGGAGUGUCCGGUGAAGGAGGCCUGCGCAAAGCCAUCGCAUUCGGUGUGCGAGAAGAGUCCGGCGGCAAGGAAGUCAAUAUCGUACUCGCGACCUUCCGUAGCGCAAGGCAGAGCUUCUACGUUUUGUGAUAUGAGCGAGACCUGUCCGCUGCGUGAGUCUGUCGCACCGGCCGUAUGUCCGAAGGAUGGCGAAGCUCAGAAGCAGUACACGAUGCUGCUGCAGGAGUACACCAAGAAGACGACCGAAUGUCGGCAGCUUUGCGAGCGGUUGGCCAAAGCGCAGGCCGGCCCGGAAGACCCGACGCCCGAGCACACCGAGCGGGAGCUGCUGAAGAAGCGCUGCUCGGAGCUGCUGGACGAGCAGGACGAGUUCCGCGUGCUGAUCCGCGAGCAAGCGACCCAGCUGGACGACUACCGCGCCCGGUACCUGGCCGCCCAGCAGCAGGUCGAGGAGCAGCGGCUGCAGAUGAGCAAGCUGCAGGUGACGAACCGGCGCGUCGAGAAGCAGAUCAACUUCGAGAUCGAGCAGAUUAAGCGCAAGUUCCAGGACAAGCUGCGCCACCUAACGCCCUACCCGCGGCUGCUAGAGGACGAGCAAGCGAAGGCGGAACAGUUGAAGCAAUCGAACGAGACGCUGUUUGCCGAGCUGGAGCGUUCGCUGCGGCAGGUGAAGAUGCUGGAAGAUCGGCUCCAUCAGGUGCACGUGGCGAAGGAUACCGAGGUGAAGCAGGCGCUCCAGCAGUCACAAACCGAUCUCGAGCAGGCGCAGGAACGGUUGGACGUGAUGGCGAAGGAGAAACAGCAGGUCGAAGAGGAAGCGAUCCGCUGGCAGCGGGAGCUGGACGAGCUGCGCACCGAGAGUGCCAAAAUCAUUGAGCGGGCAAAUCAGCGCGUAGAGAAGGAACGCGAAACGGCUCAGAAGCGGUACAGUCAGCUGGAAAGCGAGUUGGCCCAGUGUCGUGCCGAGGCAUCGUUUACGAUUGGAAACCGGGAGCAGGCCCUGCGGGAGAUGCAUUCCCAGAUCAAGGUACUGUCGUCGAGCUUUGAUGAUGCGCAGCUGCAGAUACGUUCGCUGCGCAAUCAGUUGGCUUAUCUGCAGAACGAGAAGUUGGUCUGUAUGGCGUAAGGAUGUGUCGGCUUUGGUGGAGAGUGGUUAGGUGAUGGAGGUGACUAUCCAAAUUUGGGGCUGAUUGGAAUAAAUUGGAGAUGGGAAGGAUGUACCAAA
Messenger RNA from Anopheles merus, 2367 nucleotides. RefSeq names its product golgin subfamily A member 4. The record is from RefSeq and is a predicted model, not a curated record. NCBI's taxonomy places the organism in Eukaryota, Metazoa, Arthropoda, Insecta, Diptera, Culicidae. Gene Ontology annotation, cellular component: centrosome. The transcript has a single exon. The coding region runs from base 265 to 2268 and encodes 667 amino acids. Gene Ontology annotation, biological process: regulation of cilium assembly.